UCGGAAGCAUCAAGCAUCACCAAGCAUCAUCAUCAAGCAUCGAACAGCAAACUUCAAGGCUCUUUGUCUCGGAUAGACCAACACAUCUAGAUAUAUUAUUGAAGCAUUUCAACACAUCUCCAUCUACUAUCCAUCAGUUCAAUAACUCAACAACAACAUCAAUUGGUUUUACCAAACCUUAAGAGUUCUUAGCCUCAACUUCAACUUCGAAAGUAAACACACCACACAAUGGGUCUCAUCACCGGCCUCGUCUCAACCGUAGUCCACGCCGCCGCCGGCCGGAACCCCUACAGCCACAACCACAACAACCAAUCCCCCGUCACAGCCCCCGGUGCGGCCCCCGGUGCCCCCGAUUCCGCCGUCACCGGUCUCCACGAGGGCCACAACCACACCGGGCCUGACGGCCAGCCCUGCGGCAUCUGCAAAGUCGCCCUCCCCUUCGGCAAAGGCCGCGAGGCCAAGCGCGAGCGCAGGGCCGCGAGAGACGAGCGGAAAGCCGUCAUCUACGCCAUGAGGGCGCAGCAGCGCGGUGGGAGAAGGGGACGGUAUGGGUAUGAUACUGCUGGGUUCAUGGGUGUUGCUGCUGGGCCUUAUCAACAGCAGCAGCAGCAGGGAUACUUCAGCGGCGGCAACAACAGCAACAACAUCUCCCGCGCCGGGCCGUCUUCUGCUCAAGAGGAGGGCGUUGGGGAGAGGAGGCGGGCUUCUACGGGGGAUGAUGUGCCGCCGCCUGCGUACUCUGUUGCUGGACCUUCGUCUGUUAGUGUUAGGAAUGAGGCGAGUCGGAGUGUGGAGGUUUUGGGGAAUGGUGAUGAGAAGCAGGGACAGAAGGCUUAAAUGCCUAGUACGGUUUCCUUUGUGCAAUGAGGUAGAGCGAGCGCGGCGUUAGGAUACCUUUAGACGGCCUG
Molecule: messenger RNA, 908 nt
Organism: Colletotrichum godetiae
Lineage: Eukaryota; Fungi; Ascomycota; Sordariomycetes; Glomerellales; Glomerellaceae
Exons: 1
Coding region: 229-837 (202 amino acids)
Source: RefSeq, a predicted model, not a curated record